AGAAUCAUAUAAGUAAAACUACAUUACAAGAGUAACAUCUGCCGCAACGUAAGACAUUAUUAUAUUGUGGGAUUCACUACAGUUUUAAGCGUUGAUUGAAAACGAAGUAUUCUUGAAAACACGCCAUUUCUUUCGACACUAGAAAGUUCGACAGUUGAAUAAUGGACAAUAUUUGGCUGACCUGCAUUGCUAUGCUUCUAGCGACAUCGGCAACAGUUUUACAACUUUCAGAGGCAGCAUGCGGUGGUUCAAGACCAACAUGCAAUACGGAUGAUGACUGUGAUCCUGGUUUAGUGUGUCUGCCAACUGGACAAUCAGGGGUUAAGAAAUGCUGGAACUGCGAAUGCUCUGACACAAGUCAAUGCGAAAUUAUACAAGGCAAACUGACGUGUAAUUGUUCCCAAACAGCUGGUUAUUACGGAACACAUUGUGAUUGUCCGCCUGUAAGCGACGAAUCAUGCGCAGAUGCCUUUUCCGUAUAUGGUGAGUGCAAUACGUUCUCCGAUGAUGCAUUUGAAGUUCUUAACAGCAGAAUUCUUAACGCCGGCGAGACAGUUGAACCUGUAUUCACAUAUUUUUACACAAACUCUAGCGGAGAAAGUGAUUGUAAGGCAAAGUGUAUAGAGAACGACUGUCACGUCUUUACCUACGGACAAGGUAGUUGUGACGUGUUUGGAAAAACAGACACAAUGCCGCUCUCAACAAUAUUGGACAGUAUCAGUGAAGAAGACACUUUUGAUAUUCAUAUUAGAAAAUGUAUCGAGUGUUAA
Molecule: messenger RNA, 770 nt
Organism: Ruditapes philippinarum (Manila clam)
Lineage: Eukaryota; Metazoa; Mollusca; Bivalvia; Venerida; Veneridae
Exons: 6
Coding region: 162-770 (202 amino acids)
Source: RefSeq, a predicted model, not a curated record